Messenger RNA from Hemiscyllium ocellatum (epaulette shark), 1747 nucleotides. RefSeq names its product protein Wnt-6-like. Bases 161 to 1222 code for a protein of 353 amino acids. Lineage: Eukaryota; Metazoa; Chordata; Chondrichthyes; Orectolobiformes; Hemiscylliidae. Gene Ontology annotation, molecular function: cytokine activity; frizzled binding. The transcript has 4 exons. The record is from RefSeq and is a predicted model, not a curated record. Gene Ontology annotation, cellular component: extracellular region. Gene Ontology annotation, biological process: multicellular organism development; cell fate commitment; canonical Wnt signaling pathway.
AGAGAGAGAGAAGCGAAAUGAAACCCCCUCCCUCCCCCUCCCCUCUCCCAGUCCUUGCGGGAGAUGGAAAUCCGCGGGUGAACUGAGCGGAACAGGAGAGGGAGGGAGGGAGGGAAGGAAGGGGUUCCAGUGCCUCUCUCUGAGCUGGACAGACACCGAGAUGUGGCCUUUCGCUGCAGCUCAGCUCCGAGUUUUCUUCUGUCUUCUGUACCCCGCCAACAUCAUCAGCCUGUGGUGGGCGGUAGGAAGCCCCUUGGUCAUGGAUCCCAACAGCAUCUGCAGGAAAGCCAAGCGGCUGGCAGGCAGGCAGGCUGAACUGUGUCAGACUCAACCGGAGAUCGUCAGCGAGGUGGCGAAGGGAGCCCGCCUUGGGAUCCGGGAAUGCCAGCACCAGUUCCGAUUCCGCAAGUGGAACUGCACCACUCACAAGAAAUACUUCAGCAAGAUCCUGCAACAAGAUAUCAGGGAGACUGCCUUCGUUUCUGCUGUCACCUCGGCUGGGGUACUCUACACGGUGAGCCAGGCCUGCAGCAUGGGCGAGCUGCUGCAGUGCGGGUGUGAGCGCACCCUGAACCGGGUGCCACUGCCCCGCUCGCCUACUCCUGGCACUGAGGCCACAGCCUGGGAGUGGGGCGGAUGUGGAGAUGACGUGGAGUUCAGCUACGCCAAGUCCAAGCAGUUCAUGGAUGCCGAGAAGAAGCAAGGACAGAACGACAUCAAAUCCUUGAUUAACCUGCACAAUAACGAGGCUGGGCGCUUGAUGAUUAAGAAUUACAUGCGAACUGAGUGUAAAUGUCAUGGCCUGUCCGGCUCCUGUGCUGUUAAGACUUGCUGGAAGAAAAUGCCCCAUUUCCGCGAGGUUGGCGACCGCCUACUGGACCGCUUCAAUGGCGCCUUCAAGGUGAUGGGCGGCAAUGAUGGGAAGACAUUGAUCCCAGUGGGGCACAACAUCAAACAGCCAGAUAAACAGGACCUGAUUUACUCUGCCGAGUCCCCCGAUUUCUGCCUCCCCAACAGGCGCACUGGUUCUCCAGGGACGCGGGGCAGGGUGUGCAAUGGCACAGCUAUGGAUGUCAGUGGCUGUGAUCUCCUGUGCUGUGGCCGGGGGCACCGGGAGGAGACAGUGAGCUUCCAGGAAAACUGCCAAUGUCGCUUCCAUUGGUGCUGUGUGGUGCAGUGCAGACAAUGCGCUGUCCGAAAAGAACUCAGCAUCUGCAUGUAGCCAGAAUGCUUCCCCAUAAGACAGUAUUCCUCGAACUUGCGUUAAACCGAAAUUGCAAAGCAAACCAUUUGUUAUCCAAAGAGCAAGGAUUUUGGAUGGGAUGAGGUGGAAUAUACUACUCAUAUCUGCGCUGCAAAGUCCCCAGGCAGGAAUUCGGAGUGAGGGAUAACAUAUGAAAAUUAGCGCACCUUGCUACUCUGAAAGAUUGUAAAAUGUCUUGAAAAGGAGCAAUUUUCUAAGUGUUUUGUGGAGUACACCCCAUUGUGAGAGGGGAUACGGGGCAGGAGGUGCAUGUUGCCUGCAGCGUAGAAGCGCUAUAAACAGUUAGUAGAAAUAUAUCAUUUCUGACUGAACACAUAUAGAGCUAUUUUUGUAUGUUUGUGAAAAGGUAGAGGGCUUUUGCCCUGUGGGUCAUUAAUAAAACGCUGCCCAGAUCAGUGUGUUAGGAGGUCAAGUUAAUUAAUCGUUGCAGCAUUGGGCUCCCUAAUGUUGGCCCAGUUCAUGUUCACUAGCAUGAGAUGUGAA